UUUUACGCGUUGCAAAAUUCGCCACUUUUGCGGCGAGUCAGCGACCGCUUCUUAAGUUUCUCCUGAAUGGCGCUUUCUAUAUUUGCGUUAUGACCUAAUCGGGCCAAAUCAACGUCAAGGGAGAUCUCCAGAAAUCAUUGUGGCAAACAUCAAAAUCCUAUUUAUUUCCACGACCGCCCAGAGAGUCCCCCCACAUCACCUCUGAUGACCCCUUUCGAGAACCUUAAUGGUGGCUACUUGUAUGGCAUUAUCACCAUGUCGAUACUUCUUGGGAUCACGACCGUACAGUCGAGAUCGUAUUUUUUGAAAUUCCCGAAAGAUCCUAUCGUAACGAAACUUCUGGUUCUAGUGUUAUUACUCACCCAGGUCCUUGGUCUGUACGUGCUUCCUGUCAUUUAGCGGAUGCUGUGCUGUAGCCCAGUAUAGGAUGGUUAUUUUGCGCGUGGACCCAGCGGAAAGAGUCUCAUGGUAUAACUCCGAGUAUACUCUGAGCACGGUGUGUUUUUUGUUGUACUCCAUCCAGCUAUCCACACCAUCUCAGAGAGUGCCGUUCGGCAGCUUGUGGCUUCCAUCUUGGUCCAAUCUUUCUUUUCCUGGCGUAUCAAGAAGG
Molecule: messenger RNA, 610 nt
Organism: Cantharellus anzutake
Lineage: Eukaryota; Fungi; Basidiomycota; Agaricomycetes; Cantharellales; Hydnaceae
Exons: 8
Coding region: 205-399 (64 amino acids)
Source: RefSeq, a predicted model, not a curated record